Messenger RNA from Scomber scombrus (Atlantic mackerel), 1212 nucleotides. RefSeq names its product phosphatidylinositol transfer protein, alpha b (gene pitpnab). Gene Ontology annotation, molecular function: phosphatidylinositol binding; phosphatidylcholine intramembrane carrier activity; phosphatidylinositol transfer activity. The coding region runs from base 122 to 934 and encodes 270 amino acids. Gene Ontology annotation, biological process: phospholipid transport. The transcript has 12 exons. The record is from RefSeq and is a predicted model, not a curated record. Lineage: Eukaryota; Metazoa; Chordata; Actinopteri; Scombriformes; Scombridae. Gene Ontology annotation, cellular component: cytoplasm.
GAGAGGGAGAGGUGGGAGAGAAGCAAGUGGAGAAAGAAGAGACUAACGGAGGGAGGGAUCGACCCUGUUUCUGGACCUGUAUUGAGCUGCUCCCCUCUGGGAUACACCGCACCACCCAAAAAUGCUCAUAAAGGAAUUUCGAGUGAUUCUUCCUAUCUCUGUGGAAGAGUACCAGGUCGGCCAGCUAUACUCUGUGGCUGAGGCCAGUAAGAAUGAGACGGGCGGAGGAGAAGGAGUGGAGGUGUUAAAAAAUGAGCCCUAUGAGAAGGAUGGAGAGAAGGGACAGUACACACACAAAAUUUACCAUUUGCAGAGUAAAGUGCCGUCAUUCGUCAGAAUGUUGGCUCCAGCAUCAGCUCUCAACAUCCACGAGAAAGCCUGGAACGCAUACCCAUACUGUCGUACAGUUAUCACUAACGAGUAUAUGAAAGAUAACUUCCUGAUCAAGAUUGAGACAUGGCACAAACCUGACAUGGGACACCAGGAAAAUGUACACGGUUUGGAUGCAGAAACCUGGAAGAAAGUGGAUGUAGUCUAUAUUGAUAUUGCGGACAGAACCCAAGUGGAGCCGAAGGACUACAAGCCAGAGGAGGAUCCCUGCAGGUACAAGUCAGUGAAGACAGGACGAGGCCCUCUAGGACCAGACUGGAGGAAGGAGCUUCCCAAUAAGAAAGACUGCCCACACAUGUGUGCCUACAAACUGGUCACUGUCAAAUUCAAGUGGUGGGGCCUGCAAAAUAAAGUGGAGAACUUCAUCCAGAAGCAAGAGAAGCGUUUGUUCACCAACUUCCAUCGUCAGCUGUUCUGCUGGAUUGACAAGUGGAUUGACUUGAACAUGGAAGACAUUCGUCGUAUGGAGGAGCAGACACGGAGGGAGCUAGAUGAGAUGAGAGUGAAGGACCCAGUGAAAGGGAUGGUGGCUAUAGAGGACUGAGGUUGUGUUGGACCGUGAAUGCUGCUGCUCAUCAGACCAGUAAACCCAGACACCAGCGGAUUCACAUUCUCCUUCUGUUCGAACUGACACAACGUCUGACCGGCCGGUCCGAAACCCCCUCCCUCGGUACAAUCUGGUUUUCAGGGACCUGGACCCAGUAAAUCCUAGUUUUCAGCUGAUCUCCUCCACCCCAUCCCACCUCCCCAUCCCAUCUGUCUCUAUUUGUUUUUCCAUCCAGCGUCCCCAUCUUAUUAACUGCUCUGAGGCCUCCAGUAGCA